Molecule: messenger RNA, 4004 nt
Organism: Chelmon rostratus (copperband butterflyfish)
Lineage: Eukaryota; Metazoa; Chordata; Actinopteri; Chaetodontiformes; Chaetodontidae
Gene: pign
Product: phosphatidylinositol glycan anchor biosynthesis, class N
Exons: 29
Coding region: 282-3080 (932 amino acids)
Biological process (GO): GPI anchor biosynthetic process
Cellular component (GO): endoplasmic reticulum membrane
Molecular function (GO): mannose-ethanolamine phosphotransferase activity
Source: RefSeq, a predicted model, not a curated record
UAGUACCUGAAUUUCUUGAACUAAUCUUCUUAGACAGGGGAGCAGUUGGUUUUGUAAAAGGAAGCACGUAAAGAUUACGUUGAUCUUGUUUCGAACAACAAAGCCGUCAUCUGUCGUGGUCUCUGGAUAUAUAAUUGGUCAUCUACGAAGGUAAAACAGAAGCUAAAUCAGUUAAUGGGCGAAAUGGAAGUAGAUAGUGCUGCACUCCCAUUCAUUCGUCAAUGAGACCCCGUUUUUAUUUCCACUGACGUUGCGUACAGAGCUCAGGGUUGACACUCAAGAUGAGGGUGAUCACCUUCUUCGUGGUCGGACUGACAGUCCACGUGGUCUUCUUCCUCUCUAUCUUUGACAUCUACUUCACGUCUCCCCUGGUCCAUGGCAUGACACCCCAGGUGACACCACUGGCACCCCCUGCCUCCAGACUGGUGUUAGUGGUGGGCGAUGGCCUCAGAGCAGACAGCCUCUUCACACUGCAGAAUGGCUCAUCCAGGGCCCCAUACUUGAGGAGUGUGAUAGAGGAGAGGGGCACCUGGGGUGUGUCACACACACGUGUGCCCACAGAGUCUCGUCCCGGUCAUGUCGCUCUCAUCGCUGGCUUCUAUGAGGAUGUCAGCGCUGUUGCAAAAGGGUGGAAGGAGAAUCCAGUAGAGUUUGACUCCGUGUUUAAUGAGAGCAGGCACACCUGGUGCUGGGGCAGCCCUGAUAUUCUGCCCAUGUUUGCCAAAGGUGCCAGUGGAGACCACGUGCAUACUCACACGUACCCAGCAGAAGAGGAGGACUUUGCCUCCACAGACGCCUCCAGGCUGGACAGCUGGGUGUUCACUCAAGUCAAAUCAUUCUUUCAGUCAGCGAGGUCUAACUCCACUCUGAGGGCCAGCCUGCUCGAGGAUAAGAUUGUCUUCUUCCUGCACCUGCUUGGCAUCGACACAAACGGACAUGCUCACAGACCAAUGUCACAGGAGUACCUGGACAAUAUUGGUCUAGUAGACUCUGGUGUAGCUGAGCUGGUGUCGACAGUAGAGGAAUUCUUUGGUUAUGACGGCAGAACGGCCUAUGUGUUCACCUCUGAUCAUGGCAUGACAAACUGGGGUUCGCACGGUGCAGGCCAUCCCUCUGAGACGCUCACCCCUUUAGUGGUGUGGGGAGCCGGAGUUCAAAGAGCCCACAGGGUGACUGAACCCCAACCAUACAAUGAUGGCUACCUCCAAGGGUGGAAACUGGAGCACCUUCGCAGAGUUGACGUCAAUCAGGCAGACAUCGCUACCCUCAUGGCUUCUCUCAUCGGCGUGCCCAUUCCCGUCAACUCUGUUGGUGUGUUACCUCUUCUCUACCUUAACAACAGUGACCAGUUCAAGGCAGAGAGCAUGUACACUAAUGCUAUUCAAGUAUUGGAGCAGUUCAAGGUGAAAAUGAUGCAGAAAAAGGAGACGACCUUGUCUUUUCUCUUCACCCCAUACCAACUACUGACGGAGUCAAAACAGGCAGAAUUCAUCCGCAGGGCCAGAAUACUGAUUCAGCUGGAGAAGUAUGAGGACGCUAUCUCUCUGUGCCAGUCGCUCAUAUCCCAUGCUCUGGAGGGUCUGGUCUACUACCACACAUACGACCGGUUCUUCCUGGGUUGCAGCGUGGUGCUGGGAUUCGUAGGCUGGACCUCAUAUGUCAUCCUAGUCAUACUGAAGACUCACGCCAGCCUUAACAGACGUCCCAGUCUCCUCAAACAGAUUCCCAGCCAUACCCUGGCAAGGCUGUGCAUGUGUGUGACAGCGGUGAUCACGGUGUUCCUGCUUAUCCAAAGGAGCCCCAUUACCUACUAUAUUUACUGCCUGUUGCCUGUGCCUGUAUGGUACUCUGUCCUUAAAGAGUCUGGGACCCUAACAGAUUUGAUUCGCUCAGCUCCCUCUCUGCCACUGUGGAAAUGUUUUGGCUAUUUUGUGCUGGUGGCGUUUGGGAUCGAGCUUUUGGUGGUGAGUUUCUUCCAUCGCGCCAUGCUGACUGUGGGCCUGGCUGUCCUCUCGCUCUGGCCCUUCCUGACGGGACUUUCGGGCAAGGCCAAGUUCCGUUCAGUCAGCUGGUGUCUUGGCUGUCUGUGUUUGGCUGCUUUCCCCCUGAUGCCUGUUGUGGGUAGAGAGCCUAACAUACAUCUGGUCACCUGCGCCGGUCUCCUCACUCUCUUCACUUCAGCCUGCUACCUGUGGUCAUCACGACAGAGAGCACCGCUGCACCUUAGCGACAGACAGCAGUUUAUCACCCAGAUGCUCCAUGUGGCAGUGUGUGCGUACGUGCCAUCCCUCACACACUCCAGCCUGCAGCAGAAACAGGGCCUCCCACUUCUUAAUCAGAUCAUCAGCUGGGCCACGUUAGCAUCUUCUAUGCUGGUUCCAUUGCUGAGCUCUACACGACUUUUCCACCGACUCCUCAGCAUAUUCCUUUCUCUCAGCGCCACAUACCUACUGCUCAGCACCGGGUCGGAGGCCCUGUUCCCCCCUGUGUUAUCUUGGUUGAUGUUUGUGUGGAUCAACAUUGAACAGGAAGCUAUGCUUGCUCAGGGCGUCUCUGGCAGACAAGAGCUCUCCACUAUUGAUUUCUCUGCAAACAUCGACAUCACCAAGAUCCGACAGCUGAAGCUGGAUGACAUCAGAAGAUCUUACUUUUUUGUAUUUUUUAUAAUAACAGCCUUCUUCGGCACAGGCAACAUAGCUUCCAUCAACAGUUUUGACCCAGCGUCUGUGUACUGCUUCCUCACUGUCUUCAACCCCUUCAUCAUGGGAGGGCUGAUGAUGUGGAAGGUUAUCAUUCCAUUCAUAAUCGUAAUGUGUGCAUUUGAGACCAUCCAAGUUGCAACACAGCUCUCGUCAAGAAGCUUGUUCCUCAUUGUCCUGGUCAUCUCCGACCUGAUGGCUCUGCACUUUUUCUUCCUCGUGCAGGACUACGGCAGCUGGUUGGACAUUGGCACCAGCAUUAGCCAUUAUGUGAUAGUGAUGUCGAUGACCAUCUUCUUGAUGUUGCUCAGUGUGGUCACACACAUCUUCACCUCACAAAGACUCAUCCUGUGGAGGAGACCCAAGAUGCACUUCCCCUAAAUGAACAUAUGUCUGUGUGUGCAGGCACGCAUACUGGUUAAAUCAAAUAUAUAUUUAUUUGACUUUCUUUUUUUAGACUUUUUACAUGGCAUUUGCCUUAUUUAACAAGAGUUUGAUAUGGGAUAUAGGAUAUUUAGGACUCAGUUUACUGUAUGGCACGAUGCAAAACUCUCACACCACUUGGCUAAAUUGAGUUCUGGAAACCCCCGAACCUCGUCAUCACAGAACUGCUUGAAGCAUUUACAGCAUGAGUAUCUGUGAAAAUGUUUACAGGUUACCAUAGAGAGCUACUUCAGGUUUCACAGUAGAAAAUGCAGUGUUCAUCUUCUCGCCGGCUGUCAGCUGCUGUUGUUAUAGUAAUGCAUUUUUAAAUUAAUCAAGACGUCCCACCGUGAUAAACACUUAGUGUGUGGAAUAAUGAUUUUUAAUAGGACACUUUGCCAGAGUGGCCCCAGACUUUUGCAGAGUACUGUUUGCACUGUAUUCUUUUGUACACCACGUCUCUGUUUCAAUGGCAUUGUGUUUGCAUUAAUCAUUGAUGAAUUGACUAUUUGACUGUGAAUUAUGCCUUUGCCGAGGGCGCUGAUUUAUGACCCACCAAAGAAUGGUAACUCAAUGACUCAUGAGUAUGUAACACUAUUUCCUGUCAAGCUGCUUCAAACCAAACAUUGUUUAGAAGGAAAAGGGAUGUUAUUUUAAUUUAUUGUUGGUAUGUAUGUACCAAUAAAACUGAGGGAGUGGAUUGCAACAGUGUGUUGCACCGCAGCAACCAUUAACAGAAUUAAACCAGUUCAUCAAAGUUCAUCAGCCGCCACUAGUGGCCGGCACAAGGAUUGUGGCUGCAUUUGGAAAGUCCUUGGUAAAUGUCUGUAACUAAGAAUGUUGCCAUGUGCUGCUGUGGUUAGUAUUUUCUGAGCAGAGAGA